Messenger RNA from Truncatella angustata, 1488 nucleotides. Its product is annotated as Clr5 domain-containing protein. The record is from RefSeq and is a predicted model, not a curated record. The transcript has 2 exons. Bases 1 to 1488 code for a protein of 495 amino acids. NCBI's taxonomy places the organism in Eukaryota, Fungi, Ascomycota, Sordariomycetes, Amphisphaeriales, Sporocadaceae.
AUGCCGACUUCCUCUUUAACUCAAGAGCAAUGGGCGAACGUGAGGGACUGGAACCUCCACAAGGAGAUCAUCCGCGAGCUGUACUGGGAGGAUGACAAACCUCUUCGGGAAGUUAUGCAGAUGAUGGAAAAGAAUUACAACUUCCACGCGACGGCAAAAAUGUACAAGUAUCGCAUUAGGCAAUGGGGUUUUCGUAAGAACUUGACGACGAGAGAUUCGCUAGCGAUCCGUCGCCAGGCUGACAUGGGCAAACCUCUCUUGCCUACCAUUCAUGGACGCCAGCUCGGCUCCGCACGGUUAAAGGCUCUUGUGAGCCGUGUGAAUGAACAAGGUCCACGGAGCCUUAGUUCUCCUGACAGCAUCCGUAUCCCCGAGAUGCUUCUGUACGAGGUAUUGGCUUACUCGAAUGGGGCAUUCGACAGUGAGCUAUGGGAGCUCGGAACCUUCAAUGUCCCGGGCUAUUCUAGUGACAAGGUCGUGACAUGGGGGAGAGACCUUCAAGCUAUAGCGAAUGAAAUUUCCCAGCAGCAAAGCCGAGCACCCUCUCCUCCGAAGUCGAGUAACUUCAAUAAUCAGUUCUUGGGAAUAGCACGAAGGCAAGAGCCCCUUCUGGUUCCAAGCAUAUACCUCGGGUUUCUCUCCUUGGCGAGCUUUGUCGGAGACGACGUUGCACUAUCUUUUGCUGUAUCUGUGACGGAAGCAAGCGAGCUCCAGUUUGGACGAAGUCACCCACUGUCAAAGAUGUUGAGGAGCGUCCGAUUAAUGGGUAUUGAAAAAGCACGGCAAGCGGCCGACAUCAUUGUAACAGCACAGUUGAACGUCUUCCAAGAAAGAGCUGGAUCGGGAAAUCCGUUGAUAAGAGUAACAAGGGUCAUGAUGAUCUUGAUUCUGAACAAGUUGGAACUUGUUUCGACGAGUCGUUGUCUCGAUGAGCUCGGAACCAUCCUACAGGAAUUCGAAAAUAGUCCUCGCAUGAAUGCGGAGAGUUCCGGUUACCAUACCAAUUUGACACGAUGCGUAUAUGCGGCAUACUUGUCCCAUGCCCAGCAGCACGAUAAAGCCUUGGCCGUUCUCAAACAAAUCAAUGAAUGGCUCUUGAAAGGAGAGUUGAUGGGCAGUGAUAAACCUUGGGUCGAUUUCCUAAAUAUUCCAGCAGAUAUCGACGAGCCAUCAGGUAAGGACGAGCCAACAGAAGUGUACCUUCAGCGUCAGUUGGCAGCGGCGGCGAGGCAAUGCCAGGCAUCUCAAAUCAGCUGGGUUCGUUACUCACUUGCUCACGAGAGAUUAGCAAGAUUUUACAGUGAGCAGAACAGAAUGGACACUGUGAAAGCAUUGUAUCAAACCAAGGUCGGUUUGCUUGCGGCACAGUAUGACAUAUGCUGCAGCUAUAUUUCUGGAAAUCCAAUCAUCCACUCAUCAAAUGUUUUUGGAGAAUUCCAAAGCCUGGUUUUUAGCUCACGUAAUGUGAGUGGUGGAAUUGGUGGAUGA